Messenger RNA from Chara braunii, 2859 nucleotides. NCBI's taxonomy places the organism in Eukaryota, Viridiplantae, Streptophyta, Charophyceae, Charales, Characeae. The record is from the annotation of a GenBank genome assembly.
GAUCAUCGCGCGCUCCACAGGACGAGCAACAGUGGUGGAGGUCAAGGAUGCUACAACGGGCGAGAGAUGAGGGCAUUCAGGUCCCCGCAGACCUCGAGGAGGGGCUUGCGAUUGCCCGUGUGGAGGGUAGACAGGCUCGUCACCAAGUGCUGCACCUGACUCAGACUCGCCUAGAUGAAUGGGUUCAGCACCUCAUUCAGUACGACCUGGAUAUGACCUACAUCCGAUUCUUUGUGGACUGCGGUGUGCCAUUCAACAUCGCCAGAUCGGAGUGGUAUGUGGCGCUUCAUGACGUCUAUCUCAGUCAGUUUAGGGGUCCCUACAGGCCGCGUCGGCCACAGUACGAGUUCCUGCGGACGACUCUGUUGUCUAUGUUGUACGCAAAGCUCCACGAGCGCUUGAGGUAUCACCGUGAGUCGUGGUCUGAGGGGGUCACUUUCAUGACUGACGGUUGGUCGACUCAGGCCAACCGCCCUCUCUGCAACUACUUGGUUGCAGGGAGGUUGGGGGCGUCGCUCUACCGGGUGGAGGAUAUGUUUGGCAGGGAGAGGACCGAGGCAGGUUUGUGCCUCAGAUGGAGGGAGCUCAUCCUCGAGAUCGGUGCAAAGCAUGUGGCCAUAUGCAUGGACAACGCGUUAGCCAACAAGGAGGCUUACUGUUUGCUCCGUGGCGACCCCGAUGAGCGACUGUGCCGCAUCACAUGGAUUCCUUGUGCAGCUCACUGCUGCAAUCUGAUGCCGACACACAUCGCCAGACAGUCGUGGGUCGCGCAGGUGAUUGUAGAGGGACGGGACAUCACACUGUUUUUUCGGCGCCAUGCACGGGCAGCGUACCUUUUGAGCCGGCAAUCGCCAACUGUAUCAUUGAUCCGGUCGGGAGAGACGCAGUAUGGGACCAACUACAUCAUGUUGCAACGCAUGGUGACGUUGCAUCGGCCUUUGGAUGCAUGUGUGAGCGGUGUCGCCUGGGCGACGUCCCCGUGGCUCCCUGCAUUGAGGGACGGCGCACGCAGGUGCUUCGACCUUCUUCGCGAUCCGCGGUGGUGGCAGCAAGUGGAGCUUGUGUGCACUAUUAUGGAGCCAAUUUACGAGCUCCUGCAGCAGGUCGAUUCUGACGGGCAGAGAGUCGGCGAUGUAUGGGGAUUGUUGGAGUGCCUGCGGAUCACGGUCGACAGACUGACGCUUGAUGAGGCUUGUCACAUGCCCAUCAAGAAGAUAGUCACGGAGAGGUCGGAUAUGCUUUUGACCCCCAUUCAUUGUGCUGCGUACUUGUUGCACCCCAAGUACCGCAGCAUCGACCUUUUGAUGCGUGGGACGACAGAGGAGCGCGCUCAAGACUUUCACGGCAAGUAUCCUAUACUUGCUCACUGGGGGGGGUACAUUGGGGAUGCGAGCGUGGAGGAGCCUGACUUUGAUCCUGUGCAGUGGUGGAGGGUGCGGGGGGCCAGUCAUCGGGUGUUGCGGGACAUUGCCAUGCGCUGCUUGGGUGUCCCUGCCACCACGUUCGCACCGGAGGCAGGCUCCCACAGCCUGCCUGUAGACGAUGCAAACGACAUUUUCGGCGACAUCGAUGCAGACAAUGCGAGCGCGGGAGGGAAUCGCACAGCGAGGGCCGCUUGUGGGUCUGCCCGUGUGGGAGAGGCAGGCACACCUGGAGCCAUUGGAGCUGAGCAGGUGUCGCCCACCAGGCACAUGCACGAUCUUCCUUCCCUCGGUGCACGGCCGUUGGCGUCGGGCGCGGUUGGUGAGACUGGUCCAUCGCCAUGCACGACGGAGGAUGUCGAGGGCACGAUGCCCGUCGCUGCCGCUGACAACACAACGCUUGCGCCUGCCACCUUUUCGAGCCCCCAUCGUGCAGUGGAGCGCGACUGCGAGGGGAGGAUCAGACGACGACCAGGUUUCAUCGGUCCGCUAGACUGGUCGGCAACUUCAACCAUCCACCCGGACGCAGAGAGAGAUUUGGCAGCAUACUUGCCGAGACCGUUGUCGGAUCUGCCAGGAGAGGACCCGGAUGUGCAGGCUAGAGGUGGGGACGGUGGACAGCCUGUUGCCGGGGGGGCUGCUCCUCGUGAGGGAGGCCUAGACAGAGAGGAGCUCGCCCACGACCUGGCGGCUGCCGGGUACUCCACAGAGGAGAUCAGGGAGGCGUUGGAGGGGUAUCCCAGGCGAGAUAGACAAGGCACGCCUCAGCAUGGGAUGCACGCACGCCAGCGAUUGGAUGUUGGCCGCACACGCGCCUCCCCGUCGCUCCCGUUGCCACCUCCGGAUCCCUCCUUGGCAUUGGACAUCGCAGGCGCGGGAUCGCAUGAGGCUCCCGUGACGGACACGCAGGUGGCCGAUGGAGAGAGCAGCGGUGUACGGGAGUGCGACUCCCCGGGGACGGGUCUUCGCCAUCCAGUUUCACAUGCUGGGGUCAUCGCUCGGACGGCGAUGCCACUCCCACCCAGAGAUCCGUCGAUUGUCAUCGAGUCGCUUCAACCAUUCGUUGGUCGCAAGCGGAAUGGACAUGAGGGCGGGAGAGUUGCGGGUCGAGGCCGAGGGAGAGGCCGACCGCCUGGACGAGGGAGAGGGGAGGGACAAGGCAGGGCUCGAGGAGGUGACGCAUCGACACAGAGGACACCUGCAGGUGGGAGAGGGGAUCACGCACGGGCACCGCCGCCAGCAUCAUCGACGGGCGAGGGUGAGGAGGGGAUAGCGCAACGCCUCACCAAACGGCGUAGAGCAGAUGCACCGACGACGACAGGACCCACACCAGCGUCGUCUUCGGGCUCGAUCACGUAAGCUUCGUCUUCGGGCUCGAACACGUCAGCUUCGUCGUCAGGCUCGAGCACGUCAGCUUCGUCAGGUGACCCCGAUUUCG